AUGGCGGAGGAAGAGGUUGUUGCUUUCCCCGUGAAGCCGUCCGACCUCAAGCGCAAGCUUGAGAAUGUCGAAUCGGAGCUCCUCGAGCAACAUGCCGGCUCGAUUGGCGAAGAUUCUGUAGACGAUGGCAAAGAAGCAUCUGAUAGUUCUCAGGCGAAGCGACCGAAGCUAGACGGCGAGGCCACCGAUGAUUUAGGUAUUGAGAAAAAUCUGGAAAGUGGGGAGGAGAGGCCUGAGGAAGACAAAGAAGAAGGAACUGGAGAACCUACUGUGCAGAAAGAUGAGAACCAAGAUGCUAAUCCUCUAACUGAGGAAGUUCAGGAGCCCAAUCAUGCUGAGGAGUCUGAAGAUAAGAUGGAUGAUGUAGAUGAUAUCAGUAAGUCUGAGGCUGGAACUUCCCAGGGAGUUUCUGUUGAAGAAAAUAAGGAGGUGAACACUAGCGGUUCUCAGAAGGAAACUGAAGACAGUAGUAAGGAAACGAGUGAUACCAUUGCUCAGAAAGAAGUUGAAAACGAAAGCAAAGAAGCUAAUGGUGGAGGAGGUUCUCAGAAGGAAGAUGACAACGAAAGCAAGGAAGCAAUUACUGGUGGUACUCAGAAGGAGACUGGUAAGGAAGUAAACGGCAGUGGUUCUCAUGAAGAAACUGGCGAGGAGAGUAAAGAAGAAAAUGGUGGCAGUUCUAGGAAGGAGGUUGACGACACCCAGUCCACAACUCGCCGAAUAGAUGUUCCAAGUUCAAAGGUUGGCACACUUAUUGGGAAAGGCGGGGAGAUGGUACGGCAUCUUCAGCUCAAUUCUGGUGCCAAAAUCCAGAUUCGGAGGGAUGCAGAAGCUGAUCCAAAUUCACCUUUAAGACCGGUGGAGAUAAUUGGAAAUCUUGCUGCUAUUGAUAAAGCAGAGACGCUUAUCAAUCAAGUUAUAACAGAGACUGAAGCAGGAGGUGUGCCUGCCCUUUUUGUAAGGGGAGUCCCAGAACAGAUAGAGAUUAAAGUUCCAAAUGAUAAGGUUGGCGUGAUUAUUGGCCGAGGUGGGGAGACGAUUAAGAACAUGCAGACCAAGUCAAGAGCACGCAUUCAGCUAAUACCACAUGAAGAAGGUGAUGGAUCUAAGGAAAGGACUGUUCGUAUUUCUGGUGAUAAAAGGCAGAUUGAUAUAGCUACCGCGUUGAUAAGGGAUGUUAUGUACCAGGUCUACGGAGGAAGGUAUAUGGCAUUUGUCAUUCACGCUUGCAGUACCGUUGUGUUAGAUAGCUCAGAUGAUCAGGAAUUACUAAAGGGGAGCCUGGAUACGAGGCCAUCACAUUACUCUGGUAGUCACAACCAGUCUAAUUACCAACCCCGAGGACCUGGUGGUCCACCUCAAUGGGGCUCGCGUGGUCCUCAUGGGCCUCACUCGAUGCCAUACAAUUACCACCAUGGUGGACCGUACCCGUCUCAGAACUCACAUUACAGACCACCAAACUCCAGCGGUUACCCUCCACAACAUAUGCCUCCGAGAAGCGGAUAUGGUUCAGGUUGGGAACAAAGACCUCCGCAUUCUGGUCCAUACGAUUAUUACGGUAGGCAAGGAUCUCAGAACCCAAGUCCUGUGCCCUCCUCCCACGGUGCUCCUUACUCCCAGGCAGGUCCUCAGCAGAACUACGGGCAGAUGUAUGAUCAACCAAACUAUGAUAACCCUCCAAUGCAGCCACCUUAUGGAGGUUACGGAAGCUCCCAACAAGGCUAUCCACCAGCAGGUGGUCAGCACCAAAUGCAGCAACCAGCUAGACCUUACGGCAUGCAAGGAUCAGCCGAGCCAGGAUAUGGGCCUCCAAGGCCAGCAGCGCCUUCUAAUGAUGUGCCUUACCAAGGCCCAACUCAAGCAGCGCCGUCCUAUGGUACAAACAUGGCUCCACAACAGCAGUAUGGUUACGCAUCAACUGCUCCUGGUCAGCAAACUUACCCUUCGUACAGCUCUGCAGCACCGUCUGAUGGUUAUAACAAUACACAAGCACCCGCGAUUGCCCCAGCUUAUGAGCAGCACGGUGUUCAGCCAGCUUCUGGUGUGCAGCAGACUUCAGCUGGGUACGGGCAAGCACCUCCAGCUAGUGGUUAUAGUUCAUAUCCUUCUACACAGCCUGCUUACGGUAAUGCCCCGGCUCAGAGCAACGGGAACUACGGAUACGGGUCUCAGUAUCCUAGCUAUGGAGGUGGAAACGCGUCAUCGUAUGCUGCACCUGUUGGCCAAACCGGUUAUUCCCAGACUGCACCUGCUCAGACGGGCUAUGAGCAGUCUGCAACUCAAUCAACAGGCUACGCAGCUGCUCCAGGAACAGCACAGUGA
Molecule: messenger RNA, 2322 nt
Organism: Thlaspi arvense
Lineage: Eukaryota; Viridiplantae; Streptophyta; Magnoliopsida; Brassicales; Brassicaceae
Source: the annotation of a GenBank genome assembly